GGGGGCACCCCGCACCUGUUAAUAUGCACCAUGAAAACAACAGAAUCACAAAAAGACAGCUUCAGCAAUGAACAGUAGUUUCCAAAAAGACUUGACUUUUGUUUUGCUUCCAACCAAUCUGUCAUUUAUGUUAGAAACCCACAAUCAAACUUCCUAUGUCUGUCACUCUAAUCUCCUAAGGACCCUCUCACAAAUAUCUUCUUUGCUUUGCUUUAGUUCGUGUUGUUCUCUUUUCUGCAAUUCUCUGUUUUUUUCUACAUUUCUUUUCCAUUGAAGAGGAAGCUGUCUUGUAAGAAUGAAGCCAACAAGGGGCAGAGAAGCUGCAACAAUGAAGGACAAGAAGGAAGCCAAAAAGCCUGCUGAGAACAAGGUCGUCGGUAAGCGAAAAGCGGCGAGCCGGGCCGAUAAGAGUGACCGAAAACGCGCAAAGAACAUAGCAUCAUCGACCAACAAGGACCCGAAUAAACCGAAGAGACCCGCCACUGCUUUCUUUGUGUUUAUGGAAGAGUUUAGGACAAGUUACAAACAAGAACAUCCUAAAGUGAAGGCUAUCUCAGCUGUGGGCAAAGCGGGCGGAGAGAAAUGGAAGUCGAUGUCGAAUGCAGAAAAGGCUCCGUACAAAGUGAAAGCAACGGAAAGGAAAUCAGAAUACGAGAAGCUCAUGGCAGCCUACAACAAGAAACAAGAAAGUUCAGAUGAUGAGGACGAAGCCGAGUCCGAAUCAUCAAAGGAUGAUGAAGAAAGUGAGGACGAUGAUUGAAUCCAGGAUGGUUUUGGAUUAGGUUCUGUAAAUGAAACCAUGUUUAAAAAUACUGUCUUUAGCAGCAUUGUAUGAUGGUAUGUUUGCUUGAUAUGUCGUGUGCUUGGUUUUCGAUGUGAAAGAAAA
This is a messenger RNA of Gossypium arboreum, 886 nucleotides long. RefSeq names its product high mobility group B protein 1-like. Bases 296 to 760 code for a protein of 154 amino acids. NCBI's taxonomy places the organism in Eukaryota, Viridiplantae, Streptophyta, Magnoliopsida, Malvales, Malvaceae. The record is from RefSeq and is a predicted model, not a curated record. The transcript has 7 exons.